AUGGCACUACAAAAAUUCACCUCAGCUUCUUCCCUCAUUUCGAAAGUUGCCUCGAGAAGGCUAGCAAUUCACACAUUAGGAUAUCAUCAAGGCGAGAUACAUCGAAAUUCAUCAAUUAUCUCGAGAGAGUUUGUCCGAGUAACUCAGAAGAAACUCACGAAUUUCUCACUGGCUAAACCGAACAACGCUGCCGAGUAUGUACUGUCUACAGUGGAUCAAGUAUUUAAUUGGGCUCGACAAAGUUCGAUAUGGCCAAUGACAUUUGGGUUAGCUUGUUGUGCCGUGGAAAUGAUGCAUAUGGCAGCAGCGAGAUAUGACCAAGAUCGUAUAGGAAUUGUAUUCAGAGCUUCACCACGUCAAUCCGAUGUCAUGAUAGUUGCAGGAACAUUGACGAACAAAAUGGCACCAGCUUUGAGAAAAGUAUAUGAUCAGAUGCCUGAACCGCGAUGGGUUAUAUCUAUGGGAUCUUGCGCGAAUGGCGGUGGCUAUUAUCAUUAUUCAUAUAGUGUUGUGAGAGGGAUUGUACCUGUCGAUAUUUAUGUACCUGGUUGUCCACCAACGGCUGAAGCACUUUUAUAUGGAGUGCUUCAAUUGCAAAAGAAAAUGCGAAGAAGUAGGGAACCGCGAUCUUCUCCACCACCAGACCCGCGACUGUCUCUUCCGUCACGUUCAUCGCGCUCUUCGCGAUCGUCUCUACGAUCACGGUCGUGGCGUGUAGGUGAUCUUCUCGGUGAACGACGAGGAUUUCCGUCACACUUUGAAACUUGA
This is a messenger RNA of Ambispora leptoticha, 768 nucleotides long. The record is from the annotation of a GenBank genome assembly. NCBI's taxonomy places the organism in Eukaryota, Fungi, Glomeromycota, Glomeromycetes, Archaeosporales, Ambisporaceae.